Messenger RNA from Durusdinium trenchii, 2521 nucleotides. The record is from the annotation of a GenBank genome assembly. NCBI's taxonomy places the organism in Eukaryota, Dinophyceae, Suessiales, Symbiodiniaceae.
CCGAGUCCUUUGAGUGGUUGAUAGCGGAGAUAGCCAUGGCCAGCGAGUUUGAGAGCCAGAUCUCCAGCGAUAGCCAGUUGAGUGGUGUCCACAGUUUCCACCCCCGCAUCGCCCAAGUUCGACCUUGUUGCAACUUCGAGAAAUUCGACGCAAAGGGCUGUGUGCCUUUGUACAGGUGCUUGAGGAUCUCUUGUGCGAGUGUCAUCAUGGUGCUGACUAGCUUGGGAGCCUUCCUCCUGCUGGGCACGUGCCAGUUGGAUCGUGAUGUGGGAAGUUUUGACUGUGAAAUUGGUGCAGCCACAAGACACCUAGACAUGAGUUUUGGGGGACUCAUGGUGUCCAUCACUCUAGCUGGCUGUGGAGCCAUGUGGCUUUGGUGCCAUGCAGCAACACCUCACCUCAUUCAAGCUUCACGUGUUCUUAUCCUCAACUGGAUCGAGGGAUUGGUCUCCCUGAGUGCGAUCCUUGCCGCGCGGACCUACUAUGACGAUUGGAUCCAGUAUACAGUACCUAAUCGACUUAAAGGAAAUUGGCUCAGCAUACUGGUGAUGAUCAGAGCCUUCCUACUGGUGUGUGAACUGGUGAGCCUGCAGGUGUUGAUCCAGAACCGCCUCCAAAGCAUUUGGCCUGCGCUUCAGCGACCUCGACACGGAGUAUGGCUAAGACGCCUGCUUUGGCCAGAGCUCGCUUUGCUCAUACUGUCUCCGAUUCUCAUUGUGCUAACUUACCUGGACACCUCACUUCAACUUCAAGCCUCAGCGUUUCUAUUGUUUCUAUUCCAACUUCCGAUGAUGGCAAUCCUGAUAGCAAUGCCCAGCUGCUUUGUCGUAUGGGUGUUUUUAGUCUUCGUGGCUUUGUGCCAUGUGUUUUCCAUCUUCCGAGCAACAUUGAAGAUGGUGCAAGAUGCUUCCCCAGAGUCGUCAAAGAUUCUGCAACGAAGCCGCAGAGCAGCUUCGCUCCAGGGUUUUGGCCUUGUGAUCAGCUUGGCCACCACCUGCUUCUGUACAGGUGUUGCAGUUCUUUUCGUGGCAGGCCCGCCAAACCUCGCCCCACUCCUCAGUACUCAGAUCAUACAGUGCGUGAAACUCGUGGUCAGCACAGUGGGUGUCAUUGCCUUCUCUGGAGCCUACCGGCUCUGGAGCCUGCGUGCUUCUUCCGCAGAAAACUUCGCGAAAACCAGCGGCUUCACCAAGUGUUGCGCUUGGCCUACUAGGCCAGACCGGCGACUUGUACGGAACCUCGGCGGAGGCAGCGAAUGGGAGGCGAAGGUCCGGGAGUUGGCCGGGCGAGGAAUCUCCUUGCGGGAACUGCUGCGUUUCUACCGGAGAUUGGGAAGUGAGAUCAUGUUGUCCUACCAGUCAGAUGUGCACACGACCAAUGAUGUGGUAAGACUGGCGAUCACCCCACUGACUGCAGCAUCGUGCAGCUCCUAUGCUGAGUUGGUGAAUGGGAAUGAGAGUUUGAUGCCCAAGAAGAUGGUGACUCACAAUUGGUCCAACCUUUUCCGGGAUUUGCUUGCAAGUGUGGUAGCCAAUGCCGUUGGAGAACACACUUUUGAGCUGGUUUCUGCCUUACUCUCCGAUGAAGCGGGCGUGAAUGCAGUCGAGCAAAUUAUCGAACUACAAGGAAACUUAGAGGUUGUGUAUUGGAUUUGCGCCUUUUCGGUGAACCAACAUGCCGGAAUUUGUGGAGCAAACCCUCGCGGAGAUGUGGACCCCGUCACCAUGCUGCCGCAUCCAGUGUGUUCAUGCAGGAGGCCCAAAUUCUUCAACGAGACGCCGCCUUUGAACGACAGUGGGGAGAGCAUUCUUUGUGAGAUGAACAAAUUUGAUGAUAUGAUGAGCUUUCUGGCAUCCACAGAUCCAUCAUUUUCCGAGGUGGUUGCUGUCGAUGCGUCCUUGGAUCUCUUCAGCCGUGCUUGGUGUAUGGCUGAGCUCGCCGAAGCUCAGCGCAUGGGUAUGGGGCAGUGUCUUCUGAUCCGGAACAAAGCCACGCUGCUGAGCAGACAACACAGUCUGGAGGGCCUCAGAGUGCAAGACAUGACAGCCACACGCAGGGAGGACGUCGAUGCGAUUCUAGCGAAGAUCCCUGACAAGGAGGCGUUCAACCGCAAACUGCAAGAGCUGAUUUUUGACCAGAAGGUGGGGCUUUUGACUGCUUGGAAGCAGGCAGAUGCCUUGCAACAAAUGGAAGAUCUAUCACACAUCUUGAAGUGGGCUCGCAUGUCAACGAUGGUGAAAGAUGGCCUGCAAGUCUGGCAAAAAUGGACUGUUUCAAACCUGCAGCGAUGCAAACAAGAGUAAUUCGAUGCAAUUUAGGUUUGAAACCAUGCCUCAUGAUGGUAGGCCGAAGGGUCAAUAUCAAGGGUGCCUAAAAUGGCUGCAGAGGACUCAGAGGACAAGUCAUCACUGCAUCCAACCAAAAUUGGAACUGGGGCAACAACAUCACCACAUCAGUGGGUGAAGCGUUGUGCUCAGUGAGGCUGUAAGCGGUGUGUGUUGUGCGCAAUGCCGAAAAAUCG